Molecule: messenger RNA, 4376 nt
Organism: Salvelinus fontinalis (brook trout)
Lineage: Eukaryota; Metazoa; Chordata; Actinopteri; Salmoniformes; Salmonidae
Product: zinc finger protein ZFP2-like
Exons: 2
Coding region: 334-1944 (536 amino acids)
Cellular component (GO): nucleus
Source: RefSeq, a predicted model, not a curated record
CAUUUUACUCAACUGCGUUACCCAUUCCAUUUAGCAGAUGGCGGUCUGCGACUUUAAGGCAAUGCUGCUACUGUGACGUAUAAUCUAGUGGACGGAACGCUUCUUUCAACAGCAGCAAAAGUAAAUCAGCCACCUCUGUAGCUUGCUAGACAAAAUAGACGAACCAAUAAAGCUCUUUAGACGCGUUAGUGUAUAUUAGCCACUGUAUUUUAAACCCACUUCUGUCGUCUAGUUAGUUAUCCCUUUUAAUUUCAUAUUUACGGUAUUGUUUUUAUUAUUCAUCUAGCGGGCUGGUUAAGUUAGCAUUAGCCUAACUAGCUAACAUCUCCAACCAUGAGGUCACUAAGCUACUCUCUUGUUAAUGAAGAGGAGGACUGCUGGACGGAGAAAGAAGCUCUCGUCAAAGAGGAGAAGGAAGAGAAGGUUAUCACAGUAAAACAAGAAGUAGAGGGUGAGGCUGUUACAGUGAAAGAAGAAGAGAAAGACGUUACAGUGAAAGAAGAGGUAGACGCGUUCAGAUUGAAAGAGGAAGAGGAUGUUACAGUAAAAGAAGAGGAGGAAGAGAAAGAGGAGGCUGCAGUUUUUGGAGUGAAAGAGGAGGAUGGGGAGAUGACUGUCACAUUGGAAGAAGAGGAGGAGGAAACUGAAUAUCUGGGCUCGGUUUCCCAAACGCAUCUUAAGGCAUCCAAUGGUUCUAACGAUGAACGGGCCCUGAUUAACACUAGAGAGAGACGUGACUAUCGUGGAUCCUCUGGGGAGCCUCAACAACAUCAUGAUGCUGAUGAGGCAGAGAAGAGUCUCUCCACGUCAAAACACCUCAAGAAACACCAGCAGAGAACCACAGGGAAGAAAUCUCACUUCUGCUCUGACUGUGGGAAAGGUUGCAAAUCUUCAUCAGAACUUAAAAUACACCAGAGAACACACACAGGAGAGAAACCUUAUAGCUGUGGUCAAUGUAGGAAGAGUUUUACUACAUCUAGCGUUCUGACUCGACAUCAGAGAACACACACAGGAGAGAAAUCUUAUAGCUGUGGUCAAUGUGGGAAGAGUUUUGAUAGAUCUUGCCAUUUGACUGUACACCAGAGAACACACACAGGAGAGAAAUCUUUUAGCUGGGACCAAUGUGGGAAGAGUUUUACUAGAUAUAGCCAGCUGAUUGUACACCAGAGAACACACACAGGAGAGAAACCUUAUAGCUGUGAUCUAUGUGGGAAGAGUUUUAGUCAAUCUGGAGCUCUGACCAAUCACCAGAGAAUACACACAGGAGAGAAAUCUUUCAGCUGUGAUCAAUGUGGGAAGUGUUUUACUACAUCUAACCAGCUGACUCUACACCAGAGAACACACACAGGAGAGAAACCUUAUUGCUGUGAUCAAUGUGGGAAGAGUUUUACUACAUCUGGCUCUCUGACUUUACACCAGAGAACACACACAGGAGAGAAACCUUACAGCUGUGAUCAAUGUGGGAAGAGUUUUACUGCAUCUGUCUCUCUGACUUUACACCAGAGAACACACACAGGAGAGAAAUCUUAUAGCUGUGAUCAAUGUGGGAAGAGUUUUUGUCAAUCUGGCCAUCUGACAGUGCACCAGAGAACACACACAGGAGAGAAACCUUAUAGCUGUGAUCAAUGUGGGAAGAGUUUUACUACAUCUGGCUCUCUGACUUUACACCAGAGAACACACACAGGAGAGAAACCUUACAGCUGUGAUCAAUGUGGGAAGAGUUUUACUGCAUCUGUCUCUCUGACUUUACACCAGAGAACACACACAGGAGAGAAAUCUUAUAGCUGUGAUCAAUGUGGGAAGAGUUUUUGUCAAUCUGGCCAUCUGACAGUGCACCAGAGAACACACACAGGAGAGAAACCUUAUAGCUGUGAUCAAUGUGGGAAGAGUUUUGUUCAAUCUAGCUCUCUGACAGUGCACCAGAGAACACACACAGGAGAUUAACCUUAUAGCUGUGAUCAAUGUGGGAAGAGUUUUGUUCAAUCUAGCUAUCUGACAGUGUACAAGAGAACACACACAGGAGAGCAAAUAUAUAGCUGUGACCAUAGAUAAUCUGAUAAAAGAUCUCUGACUAAUCAUCAGAAAAUACAUGAAGGAGUUGUUUCAUGAUAUCAAUGAAAUGUCACAAUGUAGAAUGUUUUAACUUUGUAGUAGGAGUAUUUUAAUGAUGUCACAAUGUAGAAUGUUUUAACAUUGUAGUAGGAGAAUUGUAAUGAUGUCACAAUGUAGAACCCUAAACGUUUGCCCCCUGUUCUAUUGAUUUCAACAUGAUAUGGAUAUUAGCCUCAGGGGGAAUAAUCCAAGCUCUGAUUUGAAAGAGUACUAUUUAUGAGAUUUAGUAAGUACACAUUAUUCCCAGAUUCCGUGUGGUUUUUGAGCUGUUAGUUUUAAUAGGACGUGCAACCUCAUCUCCCUCCUGUUGCACAAAUGAUUUUAGCAUGAAAUUGAUUAGUUAUGACAAAUAAGUGUUGCGUUCCUUUGUUUAGCGACCCGUACAUUUAAAUGCAUUCCAACAUCACGUACAGCCUGAUUUCCCCCCUAAUCGAUAUCAGUGAUUUAUUGCUACUUGUCAAAACAACACUGUUUCUGGUGCUUGUGCAGUUUAUAAGGAGCUUGUUUAAAAAAAUACAAGAAAUAUGAUUAUUGUGGCAGAUGUUUGUGUAAAUAGCACAUGUUAUGUUUAGGUUUUCAAUGUAUCCCAAACUGUUUCCGCAUAUUGGUUAUUGAUUUGGACACGUUAAAACUGUGUUUUGUCAUUGAGGCUAUCCCACCUAGCAAAAUGUAAUUGAAAAGUCGUUGAAAAUAAGACUAUGCAAUCAAAUAUUUUUUUAAACAUUUUUUAUUAUACCAUGCCUUACCAUUAAGUGAAUUAUUGACAAUACAUAUUAUCAAAGGGGUGUACAUUCAUGUAACUUUUAGUAAUCAUAAUUAUUUAUGCAAUCAACUGACAAUUUUCGGGUAUAAUUAUAUUGACAUUGUUGCCCUUCUUUUAGAAUAGCAGGGUUCAUUCUCAGAUGUGCCAACCCAAAUGUACUAGAGCAUGACAUUGGGGACUGGGCCCCGAUCCAACAACAUGCCUAUCUAGUGAACUCUGAAAAGAGAGAGAAGCUCCGCAGUGAGGUGGAAAGUUACUGUGGAUAUUGCAGGAGUUUCCUCUUGAAAUCAGACAUGUCCGUGUUAAGGACAACUUGGUUGCUGAUUGUUUCAAGGGUGGGCAGUCAAAUAGAUUUGCGUUUAGCCAUUGCGUUGCCAUGGAUCAAUUUACUUUGACUGCACGUUUUUCCGUAUUGGAGAUGAGUUUUGUUUGGGCUCGUUCCAAGGGGACGAGAGUUCUAGAAGCUGGUGAGUUUUAGGAAGACGAGAGUUCUAGAAGUUUGUUGAGUUUUAGGAGUCUAUAGAAUGAAAAAGGAGAAAAAAAUAAUACGAUUGUAUAUUAUUAUUUAGAAAUACCUGUUUUUAAUUGUUGACAGCCAGUAGACACCAUGUUUAUAUUGUAGAAGGUGAAGCAUUGUAGUUGAUUAUAAUGUGAAAUGGAAGUUGUUUUCUGUUGGUGGUGAGCAAACUUGUCCAACAAAAAUUAUAGGAUUUAUUUGUUGUUUUAAGGGGGAAGGUGUUCCAGGCUUUCGUUUUUCCAUUUAUGUUUUGAGGUUGGACUCUAGCACGUAUAGCUCGUUAGCACGUAGGGCACACUGAUUGGUGUCACCUCGUUAGUCAGUAUGUGUAACACCAGUUCUUUUGUUUGCCUCUUCUUGGGCAUAUUUAGUGGAUCUCAUGGGUGACUUUUAUGUCCCAGUUGUUGUUACUAGUCAACUUUCAGUGGACACUGAGAGCAAAAUUGCAAGAUUAUGUUAUAAUUAUUUUAUUGGAUCAAAUGGUUGUUUUAUGCAACAGAAUAGAGGGUUCUUAGAGGGUUCUUAGAACUAUUGUGUCUGUGUGUUCUACUGAGGAUGGGCCUCUGUGAGAUAACACUGACAGGACAUUUACAAUGUCUUUUGGGUGAUAAAACCUAAAGAGACCGCAUUCCAGAGCAUGAGUUAAUGUUUCUGUUCUAUAUGGUACCAGGGAGAGACGACCUCAGGGCCAGACCCUGGUCUAUACACAGAGUACUGAUUUUACAGCAGAUACUGUCUGCUGAGAAUUAUAAGUAUCUUUCAUACAAAUCUUAACCUUGUGACCCGUUCUAUACAUCUGUUGUUCGUUAUGUAGGUUGAAAGAGGUGUAUCUUGGCUGUAAAAGACCUUUAUACUUUUGUCUUGUGCCUCUCAACAAAUCAUCUGGGGGUGAUUUGUCGACCAGCCAUCAUUAUCGUAGAGCACUCAAUUGAUUCACUUUAUAUGUGUACGUUGUAUUGACCUGCUCCUUUAUUAAGUGAAUAA